Molecule: messenger RNA, 3213 nt
Organism: Nerophis lumbriciformis (worm pipefish)
Lineage: Eukaryota; Metazoa; Chordata; Actinopteri; Syngnathiformes; Syngnathidae
Product: Na(+)/H(+) exchanger beta-like
Biological process (GO): regulation of intracellular pH; potassium ion transmembrane transport; sodium ion import across plasma membrane
Cellular component (GO): plasma membrane
Molecular function (GO): sodium:proton antiporter activity; potassium:proton antiporter activity
Source: RefSeq, a predicted model, not a curated record
AUAUAUAGAAUAGAAUAGAAAGUACUUUAUUGAUCCCUGGGUGUAAAUUCAGCAAAUAUCAGAUUGUAGGUGGGUUUAUUUUGUACCCUUCGCGUUCAUAUUUCAUUGUUUGUUGCGUUUCACUUGAUUGUAAAAUAUCUUGAUCGAAAGGGGGUGUGACGUUCAUACUUUGUCAAUAUUCAGUGUUUUAUCGUUCAUAGAAAAAUUUAAAAAUUCCAUUACGUUUUUUAAGGCGGUCUGUCAUAACGUUUUUAAGCGUUCAAUCAGACAUUGUUGUGAGGUUUUGUAUUAGUGUUCCUAAAAAUAGAUAUACCGGCCCCCACACACAUUUCUUUUCUCUAAAUGUGGCCCCCGAGUCAAAAUAAUUGCCCAUUCCUGGGUCAGACGCAACACUUUAUAUUGUGCAAAGUCUUUCAUAAAAACAAAUACAACACCAGUCAGAAGUUUGGAGACAUUUUCUCGUGCAAGUAAAUGAGAUAGUGUCUCUAAACCUUUGACUGUUAGUGUGUCCCUAUAAGGGAAUCCGCACACAUAUUCCUAAUUUAUUGCCUUCACUGAUGUGAACAUGUUUUGUUUAUUUUCUCUGUUUUCACGUUUGUACCCGUUGACCUCCAGCCAACUGUGGGAAAAGAGCCGCCGAUGUUGUUUUUGCUCGCUCGUCGCCGCCCUGCAGGGUUCAGAGGCUUCCACAUCAUUCCCAGAGUGUCCCACGUGGUUCCCGAGAGCUGCCUGCUGAUAUUUGUGGGGCUCCUAGUGGGCGGCGUCAUCAAGGCCAUCCGGGAGACGGCGCCCGUCCUCGAUACCAAGCUCUUCUUCCUCUACCUGCUGCCCCCCAUCAUACUGGACGCCGGCUACUUCCUGCCCAUCCGCCCCUUCACAGAGAACCUGGGCACAAUCCUGGUGUUUGCGGUGGUGGGCACGCUUUGGAACGCCUUCUUCAUCGGCGGGGUGAUGUACGGCGUGUGCCGCCUGGAGGGCGCCCAGCUGGCCGGCGUGGACCUGCUGUCCUGCUUGCUGUUUGGCGCCAUCGUGUCGGCCGUGGACCCCGUGGCCGUGCUGGCCGUCUUCGAGGAGAUCCACAUCAACGAGCUGCUGCACAUCCUGGUCUUUGGAGAGUCGCUGCUUAACGACGCCGUAACUGUGGUGUUGUACCACCUGUUUGAGGAGUUUUCCCACGCCGGCGUGGUGACAGUGGCCGACGCCCUCCUGGGGGUGCUGUGCUUCUUUGUGGUGUCCUGCGGGGGCAUCAUGGUGGGCGCCAUCUACGGCGUCCUUGGCGCCUUCACGUCCCGCUUCACGUCGCACACGCGCGUCAUCGAGCCCCUCUUCGUGUUCCUCUACAGCUACAUGGCGUACCUGUCGGCCGAGGUCUUCCACCUGUCGGGCAUCAUGUCGUUGAUCGCGUGCGGCGUGGUGAUGCGUCCAUACGUGGAGGCCAACAUCUCGCACAAGUCCUACACCACCGUCAAGUACUUCAUGAAGAUGUGGAGUAGCGUGAGCGAAACGCUCAUCUUCAUCUUCCUCGGCGUUUCCACCGUGGCCGGGCCCCACGCCUGGAACUGGACCUUCGUGGUCGUCACCGUGGUCCUGUGCCUGGUCUCCCGAGUGCUGGGCGUCAUCGGCCUGACGUUUGUCAUCAACAAGUUCCGCAUCGUCAAGCUGACGAAGAAGGAGCAGUUUAUUGUCGCCUACGGUGGCCUUCGAGGCGCCAUCGCCUUCUCUCUGGGCUUCCUGCUGACCAACAAGAUGAAGGACUUGUUCCUCACCGCCAUCAUCACCGUCAUCUUCUUCACUGUCUUUGUUCAGGGGAUGACCAUCAGGCCUCUGGUGGAGCUUCUGGAAGUAAAGAAGAAGAAGGAAGGCGACGGCUCCAUUAACGAGGAGAUUCACACACAGUUCCUGGAUCAUCUCCUCUCGGGAAUUGAGGGCGUCUGCGGCCAUUACGGACAUCAUCACUGGAAAGACAAGCUGAGCCGCUUCAACAAGGCCUACGUGAAGAAGUGGCUGAUUGCGGGCGAGCGCUCCAACGAGCCGCAGCUGCUCUCCUUCUACAACAAGAUGGAGAUGAAGGAGGCCAUGAUGAUGGUGGAGAGCGGCGCCGCCUUCAGGCCGCCUUUGAUUGUGGCGAGCGAGGAACCCAAGGGGCCGUCCAGACGCAGGACAAACAUCUCCAGGGGUCGUGAGAAGGAAAUACGAAAGAUGCUGCAAUCCAACAUGCAGAAGAACAGACAGAGGCUUCGCUCCUACAGCAGACACGACCUCAUGAUCGACCCCUUCGAAGAAGACGACGUGACCGAGGUUCGAUUCCGUAAGCAGCGAGUGGAGAUGGAGAGGAGGAUGAGCCACUAUCUGACCGUGCCUGCAAAGCGCCCGGAGAUCCCCUCUGUGAGAAAAGUCGCCUUUGUGCCAGAACACCAAGUCUACACGUACGACGACGGCGACCCGCCGCCCCGCUCCAACCCGAGCUCCCCGGACGCCGUCAGCCUGCUGAACGAGUCCCAGCGGGCGCUCGAUCCUCGUGAGGGAUCCGAGCGCGGCGAAGAGGAGGGGGAGGGGGAGCUAAAGGUCAUACGCCGCCUCAGCGACCCCGGCCCCAAGUAGAAGAACUUUGAUGUUUCCGUGGCGGUCAGAGGCCACAGCCUAAGCUUUAUUUAUCCUGGUUUUUGCUUGCGCUUGAUUUUAUUGCUGGCGGCGCCAAAUGGGUGGAGUUUACCCUUCCAAGCACAAACAUAGUGUGUCCACCAAAAAACAUUUCCGUGUAAUAUUGUUCAAAACGUGGCUGCAUGGCUAAUAAUCAGUGUUUUUCUCAGGGACUGUUGGAGGCUGCGGUGCAAGUGUUCGUCAACAUUCCUCCUUUCGCACACGUCGCGUAUCUCAUGAGUUGAAAAAGACCCUGCAUACAUGUGCACGGCCCGAGCUGAAGCUGCAUGCGUGUUUGCCUUAAACAAAUGUUUGUGUUUGUGCCAGAGUAUUUUUAUAUUUUGAGCAAAAUUGACGUCAUGGAAUAAGUCUAAUAAAGGUUUGUACAUCAAGUGUUGGACAACCUUGCAUGGGAAAUAUGAAUCCCCCUAUCAUUACAAAUAGUAAAAAUAACACUGCGGAUUGUUGGUGCUGUUAAAAUUCUCGUUAGUGCCGUUACGGCUUUAAAGUUAUUCUGAAAUACAUUUUAUGACAAGUGACGUCAUCCAGCCCCUCCACUUUGUCGAAAUCACC